This is a messenger RNA of Petromyzon marinus (sea lamprey), 2386 nucleotides long. The record is from RefSeq and is a predicted model, not a curated record. NCBI's taxonomy places the organism in Eukaryota, Metazoa, Chordata, Hyperoartia, Petromyzontiformes, Petromyzontidae.
GAGGAAGGAGAAAAGAGGAGGAGGAGGAGGAAGAAGAGGAGGAGGAAGGAGAAAAGAGGAGGAGGAGGAGGAUGCGGGGACAGAAUCAGCGAGCGGCGGCCCUGGCGGCGUUGCGGCUGCUGCCGGCGCUGGUGCUGCGGGUCCACACGGGGCUGGCCUGGGGCUGGCUGCUGGCGCUCUCCCUCGGGGUCUACGCGGCCACGGGGGGGUGGAGGUUCCUGCGGGUCGUGGGGAAGACGGCGCUGAGAGACCUCCACGGCGUCACCGUGUUGGUCCGCACCAAACUGGCGGUGAGGCGGCUGAUGAGAAGGAACGACACCGUCCCCGUCGUCUUCCAGGAGGUGGUGCGCCGUCACCCUGACAAGGUGGCUCUGAUCUACGAGGGCACGGGUGAGCGGUGGACGUUUUCCCGUCUGGACGGCGAGGUGAGCGCGGUGGCCCACGUCCUGUGGGAGCACGGCGUGCGGCCCGGCCACGUGGUGGCCCUCUUCAUGGAGGGCCGCCCGCGGUUCGUGGCCGCCUGGCUGGGGGCCGCCCGGCUCGGGGCCGAGGCGGCGCUCAUCAACUGCUCGCUGCGGGGGGAGGCCGUGCUGCACUGCCUCAGAGCGUCAGGGGCCAGGGCGCUGCUGUUCGGGGCGGAGCUCACCGAAGCCUUCGAAGAGAUCCGUGGCUCGCUGGGCAAGGACCUGCUGCUGUUGUGCAGCGGAGAGACGGGCACGGAGCCGACCCCGCACGGGGCGCUGCCGUUCGACACGCUGCUCACAGCCGCGCCCACACACGAAUUCCCACGGGCGCAGGGACGUGGAUUCUCUGACCGCCUCUUCUACGUCUACACCUCCGGUACCACCGGCAUGCCCAAGGCGGCCAUUGUAGUACACAGCAGGUACUACCGCAUGGCCACGCUGGUGCACUACGGCUUCGGCAUGAAGACCUCGGACGUCCUCUACUCCUGCCUGCCCCUCUACCACACGGCCGGCAACAUUGUGGGCGUGGGGCAGUGCUUGAUGCACGGCCUCACCGUCGUCAUCCGCAAGAAGUUCUCCGCCUCGCGAUUCUGGGACGACUGUGUCAAGUUCAACUGCACGAUCGUGCAGUACAUCGGCGAGACGUGCCGCUACCUGCUGAGCCAGCCGGAGCGCCGCGCCGAGCGCCUGCACUCGGUGCGCCUGGCGCUGGGCAACGGCCUGCAGGCCGCGGUGUGGCGGGACUUCACUCGGCGCUUCCGCGUGCCACAGAUCGGGGAGUUCUACGGCGCCACCGAGUGCAACUGCAGCAUCGGCAACUUCGACAACACGUUUGGCUCCUGCGGGUUCAACAGCCGAAUCCUGCCCAGCGUCUACCCCAUCCGCCUCAUGCGUGUGCAGGAGGACUCCAUGGAGCUGCUCAGGGACUCGGAUGGACUCUGCAUCCCCUGCCAGCCUGGCGAGCCGGGGCAGCUGGUGGGGCGCGUGGUGCAGUCCGACCCCCUGCGCCGGUUUGACGGCUACGUGGACGAGUCAGCCACCCACAAGAAGCUGGCACGGAACGUCUUCACUCAGGGGGACUGUGCUUACCUCUCUGGCGACGUGCUGGUGAUGGACGAGCUGGGCUACAUGUUCUUCCGUGACCGUACCGGUGACACGUUCCGCUGGCGUGGUGAGAACGUCUCCUCCAGCGAGGUGGAGGCGACAGUGAGCCGCUUGCUCGGCAUGGCCUCCGUAGCGGUCUACGGGGUGGAGGUGCCCGGCGUGGAGGGCAAGGCCGGCAUGGCCGCCAUUGCGGACCCCGCCGGCUCGCUGGACGUGGUGGCGUUGUACGCGGCGCUGGAGAGGGUCCUGCCCCCUUACGCCCGGCCACUCUUCCUGCGGGUCCUGGAACGGCUCGCCACCACCAGCACCUUCAAACUGCUGAAGACGGAGCUCCGCCGUGAGGGCUACGACCCUCGCACGCUCACGGACCGCUUGUACUUCCUGGACGCGAGGCGGCGGGCCUACGUGGAGCUCACGCCAGCCCUGCACAGCGACAUCGUCAGCGGCCACGCCCAGCUGUGACUCCUCCACCGCCUCCUCCGCCUCCUCCGCCUCCUCCGCCUCCACCGCCUCCUCCGCCUCCUCCGCCUCCUCCUCCGCCUCCACUGCCUCCUCCUCCGCCUCCACCGCCUCCUCCGCCUCCUCCGCCUCCUCCGCCUCCACCGCCUCCACCGCCUCCUCCGCCUCCUCCGUCCCUCGCCAACGUGAUCAUCGAUGUCCCCUCUUCGCCGUGGUUACCGGUCACCCAUUUCCCGGUUGACAAUCCGCGUGUGAGAGUGGGAGUGUGUCAGUGUGUGUGUGUGUGUGUGGAGGCAGUCGCCCUCCAACAACAGCGGAGGGCGGAGGAGCGACGCUCACAACAACGAGCGGAGCGCCGG